CCCUCACACGGGGGAUGCUCCCCCCUGGGAGUCACGCCCCGCCGACCGCUGACUGUCCCACAGCCGGGGGUCCCUGGGUCCCCUGCUGCCCCAGACCCACACCCAGGGACCAUUCGCUCCCUGUCAGCCUCCUACACUCCGGUGCCCCCUGCCCCCUCCUUGUGCCCUCCCUGUCCCCUCCUCUCGGCCCUUUCCCUCAGAUUCCCCUCCCACCCUCUGGCAGUGCCAGGCCUGAAGCGUAGAGGUUUCCUACUGGGAACCCUGCCCACCCUUCCAAGGUGGGCACAGGACCCUACAAGAGCUGCAGACUGUGCUGCUGUGGCUCAGCUGCUCCUCAGAAGCAGUUGGGAGCUUUCCUCCCACCACCCUUCGAGGCCAGGAAAUUAUUGUUAAGGGAAUAUUAUUGCCUUAUUGUGGGCAUUCAACAGCCUCUCUGGGACAGAGACCAGCUCUGACCCACGACUGCAUGUCCUGACCGCAUGCCCACACCCAGGGAGAACUCCAGUGUCAUCUGAAACUCACACAUUUUCCUACAUUACCUUGUUUCCCUAAUGCUGUCAUCAUGGUUUUCUCUUAGAGAGAACAUCCAAGAAGGAAGAUUUAAGUGACAGUGGCAGCACAGGGACCUUGAUGUUUUUUGAGAGUCUCACCUUGUGUGCGAGCUGUGUCCCUUCUAGACUUCAAACCACUCAGCCCACAGGUUGAAUCCAUGGCAACAGGGAAUCCAGCUGCAUUCCAAGCAUCAUCGUGAAGUAAAGAACCCUGGUGAAGGACAUGGCAACUCCAGAGAAGGCAACGACCCCCUUAGGUGCCAUGGGGGUGUUGGAGCCACGUCAGCUAAAGCCUGAUAGCGCAGAGACGGAAAGAAUCCUGACUGUCUUGGAUGAGACCAUUACCAAGCUGGAGAUGACCAGGUUGAUCCCACGGAUCACUGGCUCCCUGGAGAGGUUUGCUAGGAUGCUGGGACCUGAGAUCACAGCCAGCCUGUUGGAGCACCAAAAGCUUUCAAACGAAAUGCAGCACCUGCUCGCCAGCCCUGGAGCACAGGAGAGCAUGAGAGCCAGGGAGCAACGCCUGAAAUGUUCUCUUAGACACAUCCUGAGGCUCCUUCUGGCCAACCCUUUGCUUUGCCAGGGACUGAAAUAUCAAGUCCAGGUGAGAGCAUCACCAGCUGAUGCGUUUAUCAAAGCCUUUGCGGAGUUCAGGGAUUUCAUGCUGGAGAAGCUCCUGACCAGUCCUGCCGAAGAGCGAGAAAAGAUUCAGUUCGUGGAAGAAAUGUCCCUCAAGGCUGAGCAAAACACUGAAGUGAUCACAGCUCUACAGGCAGAGCUGGCAGCAGCAAUCCAGACUCGAAAGGAGGAGAUGGACAGGAAGGACAAAAUGAUUGAAGACCUCAAAACCACCAUGGAAAAUCUGGCCAAGGACCGCAAGGCUGAGAUCCAGCAGAUGAAGAAGGAAGGGGCAAAACAGCGAGAAGAGGAGGUGAAAGCUGCCCAGGGCAGGUGUGCCAGGCUGCAGGAGGACGUGCAGCGCCUGCGAGUGCAGUUCAGUGCCCUGGUAGAGGAGCAUCGAGCCUCGGAGCUGCUUCUCAGGAAGAGGAAGUGCAGAACGGAGGAGGAAAUUGAGAACUGGAUCCAGAAAUACGACACAGACAUGGCAGCAAAACAGGCCACGUUCGAGGCGAUUCACGCUGUCUACACCGAGGAGAAGGCCCAGCUGGCCCAGCUGAUGGAGAAACACGCUCUGCUGCUCCAGGAGUAUUCCCAGAUUGAGGAGGAGCGCAAGAUGCUUAAGCAGAAGGAGGAGGAGGAAUUGCAGGAGCAGGCCAGGAGGAACCGUGCCGCCACCCGCAUCCAGGCUGCCUGGAGAGGCUACGUGGUGCGGUCCUUCUUCAAGGCAAAGCUGAAGAAGGCCAGGGCCAAGGCCAAGGGCAAGGGAGGCAAAAAAUAAAGCCCCAAAUCCCUUCUUUGCCCCAGCAAAGCUGCUGGGUCUGAGCUCUUCCGGAUAAAAACAUUAAACUGUUAAGUUUGGAAAAGACAUUUAA
Pipra filicauda (Wire-tailed manakin) is the source of this 2044-nucleotide messenger RNA. RefSeq names its product IQ motif containing D (gene DRC10). The transcript has 4 exons. Bases 775 to 1950 code for a protein of 391 amino acids. Lineage: Eukaryota; Metazoa; Chordata; Aves; Passeriformes; Pipridae. The record is from RefSeq and is a predicted model, not a curated record. Gene Ontology annotation, molecular function: protein binding.